Messenger RNA from Pteropus alecto (black flying fox), 945 nucleotides. Its product is annotated as olfactory receptor-like protein DTMT. The record is from RefSeq and is a predicted model, not a curated record. Gene Ontology annotation, cellular component: membrane. Lineage: Eukaryota; Metazoa; Chordata; Mammalia; Chiroptera; Pteropodidae. The transcript has a single exon. Gene Ontology annotation, biological process: G protein-coupled receptor signaling pathway. Bases 1 to 945 code for a protein of 314 amino acids. Gene Ontology annotation, molecular function: G protein-coupled receptor activity; olfactory receptor activity.
AUGACAGGAAGAAAUCAAACUGUCAUCUCAGAGUUCUUCCUCCUAGGCCUGCCAAUUGAGCCAGAGCAGCAAAACCUGUUCUAUGCCCUGUUCCUGGCCAUGUAUCUUACCACCAUCCUGGGGAACCUCCUCAUCAUUGUCCUGAUUUACCUGGACUCCCACCUCCACACACCCAUGUAUUUGUUUCUCAGCAAUUUGUCUUUUUCUGACAUUUGCUUCUCUUCUGUGACCAUCCCCAAAUUGUUGCAUGACAUGCAGAGCCAAGACUCAUCCAUCCCCUAUGCAGGCUGCCUGACACAAAUGUACUUCUUCCUGUUUUUUGGAGACCUAGAGAGCUUCCUCCUUGUGGCCAUGGCCUAUGACCGCUAUGUGGCCAUCUGCCUCCCCCUGCACUACACCGCCAUCAUGAACCCCAAGCUCUGUCUCUCUCUGGUGGUGCUGUCAUGGGUGCUGACCACACUGCAUGCCAUGUUACACACUCUUCUCAUGGCCAGAUUGUAUUUUUGUGCCAACAGCGUGAUUCCUCACUUUUUCUGUGACAUGUCUGCUCUGCUGAAGCUGUCCUGCUCUGACACUCGAGUUAAUGAGCUGGUGAUUAUUUUCAUGGGAGGGCUCAUUCUCGUCAUCCCAUUCCUACUCAUCAUCAUGUCCUAUGCACGAAUCGUGUCCUCCAUCCUCAAGGUCCCUUCUGCUAGAGGUAUCCGCAAGGUUCUCCACCUCUGUGGCUCCCACCUCUCCGUGGUGUCACUGUUCUACGGGACAGUUAUUGGUCUCUAUUUAUGUCCAUCAGCCAACAAUUCUACUGUUAAGGAGACUGUCAUGGCUGUGAUGUACACUGUGGUGACGCCCAUGCUGAACCCCUUCAUCUACAGCCUGAGGAACAGAGACAUGAAGGGGGCCCUGAGAAGAGUCUUUUUCAAAAAGAAAAUCCCCUUCGCUGUAUAA